Messenger RNA from Candida albicans SC5314, 1803 nucleotides. RefSeq names its product Pho89p (gene PHO89). The transcript has a single exon. NCBI's taxonomy places the organism in Eukaryota, Fungi, Ascomycota, Pichiomycetes, Serinales, Debaryomycetaceae. Gene Ontology annotation, biological process: phosphate ion transmembrane transport. Gene Ontology annotation, cellular component: membrane. The record is from RefSeq and is a predicted model, not a curated record. Bases 1 to 1803 code for a protein of 600 amino acids.
AUGGCUUUACAUCAAUUUGAUUAUUUGUUUGCAAUUGCCAUGAUCUUUGCGUUCUUGGACGCUUGGAACAUUGGUGCCAAUGAUGUUGCAAAUUCCUUCUCUUCAUCAGUUUCAUCCAGAUCUUUGAAAUAUUGGCAAGCUAUGAUUUUGGCCGCUAUCAUGGAAUUCUUGGGUGCAGUGUUGGUCGGUUCACGUGUGUCUGAUACUAUCAGAAACAAAAUUGUUGAUAUUGCUGUGUUUAAAAAUGAACCUGCUGUGUUGAUGUUGACUAUGACAACUGCCUUGAUUGGUUCAUCAACUUGGUUGACUAUUGCCACCUCCAUUGGUAUGCCAGUCUCUACUACCCAUUCUAUUGUUGGUGCUGUUAUUGGUGCCUCCAUUGCUGCCAAAGGUGCUGAGAACAUAAUUUGGGGUUGGAAAGGUGUUGCUCAAAUUAUUGCCUCUUGGUUCAUUGCCCCUGCUAUUGCUGGUGCCUUUGCUUCUAUUAUUUUCUUGAUUUCUAAAUUUGGUGUUUUGGAAGUUAAAAACCCAAGAACAUCUUUAAGAAACGCCAUGUUGCUUGUUCCUUUGCUUGUGUUUGUCGCAUUUUCCAUUUUAACUAUGCUUAUCGUUUGGAAAGGUAGUCCAAAAUUGAAGUUGAACACUUUGUCUACUGGUACCACUGUCGGUGCUAUUUUCGGAACUGGUGGUGUUGCAACUGCUAUCUACUUUUUGUUUGCUUACCCAUACUACAAAAGAAAAUUGGUUUACGAAGACUGGACUUUGAAAUGGUACGACAUUUUCAGAGGUCCAAUUUACUGGUUCAAGUCCACUGACAAUAUUCCACCAAUUCCAGAAGGUCAAACUUUGACCAAAGAUUAUUACAAGGGAAGAAGAUACGAUGAAGCUGGAAAUUUGGUUGUCCUUCAAACUGAUAGAGAUGUUUCUGCUGGUGUUGUCGAAGCUCACGAUGGUGAAGACUCCAACUCUGAUGGUGAAAAAACAUCUGCUGUUAUCCAAAACCAACCUGCCCCAGUUGAUUCUGAAAAACAACCUGCCCCACCUGCUGCUGGUACUGCUGAAUACAAAGGUGAAAACACAAGAUGGCCAAAUAAAUUUGCUGGUUACGUUAAAUUGGUCAAAGAAUCACCAAAGAACUGGCCAUUAGUGUUUUUCUUGCUUUUGACUCAUGGUGUUAGACAAGACAUUAUUGCCAACCAAGCUGGAUCCAAAGAUGUGUUAGCUGGUGAUUUGCACAAAAUGCACACUGCUUCCAAAUAUUACGACAACAAGAUUGAAUACAUGUACUCACUUUUGCAAGCAAUCACUGCUUGUACCAUGUCUUUUGCUCACGGUGCCAACGAUAUUGCUAAUGCCACUGGUCCUCUUGCUACUGUAUAUUUAGUUUGGACUACCAACACUACCGCUUCUAAAGCUGAAGUUCCAGUUUGGGUUUUGUGUUACGCUGCCGGUGCUUUAGUUGUCGGGUUAUGGACGUAUGGUUACCACAUCAUGGCUAACUUGGGUAACAAAUUGAUUUUGCAAUCACCAGCUAGAGGUUUCUCUAUUGAAUUGGGUGCUGCUGUCACUACCGUUAUGGCUACUCAAUUGAAAAUCCCAAUCUCCACUACUCAAUCUGCUGUUGGUGCCACUGUUUUCGUUGGUUUGUGUAACAGAGAAUGGAAAUCCGUCAACUGGAGAAUGGUUGCAUGGUGUUAUUUGGGUUGGAUCUUUACUUUGCCAUGUGCCGGUUUGAUUGCUGGUAUCAUAAAUGCUAUUAUCUUAUAUGCACCAUCUAAAGGUGUAAGCUAUACUAUGACUUAG